AGUCGUUUAAAGCAAGUUGUGCGGCAUCGGCCGGCACAGUUAGUUGCUAGACGGCGGUCCGCGGACUUGUACCUGUACCUGACACCUGUGCACUGCAGAAGCAGAUCUCGCUAUGUUGUUCCUAGGCGUGGUUGUGUGUUCACUGCUCGCUGUCUCGGCUGCCACAGACGUCCAACAAUGCAGUGGGGAGAAUUUCGAUUUGGCCAAUAAUGUGCAGUUGUCACCGUGCAAGAAAUUACCAUGUCGCCUUAGGAAAGGCACCGAUCAACAUAUUACUAUUACCUUUAAACCAGAGAAAGACAUGGACGUGCUGAAUAACCACGUGUACGCGGUCAUAUUCGGAGUGGAGCUCCCGUUCAUCGGCGUGGACGGCGCGAACAUCUGCGACAAACUGGAGAACGAGGCCGGAGAGAAAGUCUCCUGCCCUCUCAAAGCUGGCACCACAUACGUAUACAGGGACUCCUUCCCGAUAUUAAGUUUCUACCCCAACACAGAUCUAACCGUGCAUUGGUCAUUGAGACACAACAAAAAGGAUAUAACAUGUUUCGAGGUAAAAGCUAAGAUAACUAAAUAAUUAUGCAGUAACAAAUAAUUAUAAGUCCACCCAACUAUUGUAUAAACACUAAUAUUGUAAUCCUAACACAGCCAUUCCAUCGUCUGAUUUAAAAUGUACUCCAGGAAGUCCGUUUUGGUUUGGAUGUAGUGGUAUUGAUAAUUAGUAAUUCAUCAUCAUCAUCAUCAUAUCAGCCGAUGGACCUCCACUGCAGGACAUAGGCCUUUUGUAGGGACUUCCAAACAUCACGAUACUGAGCCACCUGCAUCCAGCGAAUCCCUGCGAUUCGCUUGAUGUCGUCAGUCCACCUGGUGGGGGGUCGACCAACACUGCGCUUACUAGUGCGGGGUCGCCAUUCCAGCACUUUGGGACCCCAACGUCUAUCGGCUCUUCGAACUAUGUGCCCCGCCCAUUGCCACUUCAGCUUCACAACUUUUUGCGAAUUAGUAAUUAAUGGUAAUUUAUUCAAACUAAACUGAACUUUAAACAGUGAUAAGGUUUGAAGAAAAUCAAGAUUUAAAUCGUAAUCCAUGCUUAUGAAUAUGAGGGUGUAAGUACAGAAAAGUGUUAGACAGGCGGGUUAGUGCAAUCCAAGCAAAUCACUUCUAAUAUCUGUAAAACUGACAAAGUAAAGUAAACUUUACAUAGUAGUGAUUAGCUGCAUUUUAAUUGUAAACAAAUUGAUGAUUAAAAUUUAAUCCAUGUUUAUAAUCAUGGUCGAAGAAGUCCUUCAGUUUAUUUAUAUUAUAUAGCUUGGAAAAUAAGCCUUGAAAUAGUUAAAUUAUCUUUGAAUUUGACUUUAUACACACAAACGUUUGCAUCUUACCACUACAUCGAUAAUCCAGGCUAUCCCGGAAUAUAUUCUCGGAUUUGAUAUCAUAAUCAAAUGGCAAGUUAAGCCUACAAUAUUUAUUAAUUACAUUGACGGUAUAAAACGAUGUUUUUUUUUGGUGGGUAAGGUGGAUAGAGAGUCAUCGUUAUUCAAUCUCGUUAAAUCGUACUUAAUUUGAUACAAGAACUUCACACUUGGCGUCAACAUUCAAAAUAGGUAUCUAGCUGUCAAACAUGUGUGAGUGUGAAGUAUAUUGCCAGUUAUAGGAAAUUAAUGGCCAUCUCUCAUAUGUGCAUCAGUGUGUGUAUCGGCGUGUACAUAAUAUAUAUUAAGUGAAUUGGCAUCAUUGGGGUGCGCAACUGUUUAGUUCAGGAAAACCUGGACUUUUAUUACAGCUAUGGUAGGUGUAUUUAAAUUCAAAAUAAUCAGUGAUAUGCCAGACAUCCGUAUAUCCGUAUCCGCGGAUGUACAUUUUUAAAGAUCCGGCAGUCCGGCACAUUACUAGUUAUCUCAUGUAUGACGAACAAAAAAGUCAAUUUAACGUUGUCCCACAUAUAAAAUAACUCUUUGCAUUGUUUUAUAUUUAUAGUAUUAUUAGAAUAAGUUAAAUAGAACAGGUUUUUGAAUAAUAAAA
Molecule: messenger RNA, 2019 nt
Organism: Bicyclus anynana (squinting bush brown)
Lineage: Eukaryota; Metazoa; Arthropoda; Insecta; Lepidoptera; Nymphalidae
Product: ecdysteroid-regulated 16 kDa protein
Exons: 3
Coding region: 113-574 (153 amino acids)
Biological process (GO): sterol transport
Molecular function (GO): sterol binding
Source: RefSeq, a predicted model, not a curated record